Molecule: messenger RNA, 2415 nt
Organism: Halichondria panicea
Lineage: Eukaryota; Metazoa; Porifera; Demospongiae; Suberitida; Halichondriidae
Product: CREB-regulated transcription coactivator 2-like
Exons: 10
Coding region: 153-2291 (712 amino acids)
Source: RefSeq, a predicted model, not a curated record
ACCUCGAGUUUUCUCUAAUUCUACUCCAAGAAAGCAAGCGAAGCAUUUCUGUUGUGUGUACACACAGAGACACAGUCUGAGUUUCCUGCCGGCCCAGCCAGCGCCUGAGUCUAUAUACACAGUGACACAUCUCUGUUAGGACACUGACCAGUAUGUCUCAUCGUGUGAGGAGCAAGACUGUUGACUCAGCAGACACGAAGAGAGGGGGAAAGGGGGCAGCCCCUAGGAGGAUUACAGAGAAGAUUGCCAUCAUCAAGAAGAGAGAGCAUCAACAGUCGGCAGAGUUUGAGCAAGCUAUGCAAAGUAUCUUUGAGAUGCAACAAGCUCGUAUCCACCCUGGUGGGGGGUCCAUGCCAUCACUGCAGGCCAUUGACUCCACCCCCCCAGCACCAUCCAUUGACAUGCAGAGUAUCUUCCGAGACUUUGAUAAGAUGAAGAGAGGUUCUGGUGCCACUAGAAUGGAGUCCAACUUCCAGAGAGGACCGCCAUUAACCAAACACAGCUCUAUGGAGACAGAGCCCUACCUCCCAGUCAACCUCAGCAGCUCAGACCACCAUUACUGGAACGGAUCUGGAGAUUGGUUGGAAGGAGAGCUUGCAAGACACAAGUCGGACUCUGACCUCCAGCAGAGCCUCAUGAUGGGUGGGCAGACCUCCCCCCAUGUCCUCAACUCUCCUCAGCAGCAGCUGCUUCAUCGACAACACAAGAUGAACCCUCCUGUGGACGUAUGGAGUAAUAAGAAGCGCCCCAACUCAGCCACCACUCAUGCUCUGCUCAGUCCUGAUCACUACAUGCCGUCUCCUGAGCGACUGACUCCGCCCCCAAUGGGUGGAGCCUCGGUGGGGACAGCGUCAAGUCUCCCCGAUCUUACGAAUAUCGAGUUCUCGUGUGGAUUGGACGUACCUCUAGAAAGAGAUGAAUCUCCACUACAGGACCCUCAGCAGUACGCCCUCCCACCUCUCAUGCAAUCAUUCCAUCCGUCUCCAACUAUACGAAUGACGGGGCCGUCUAAUCUUGUCUACAACUCAUUCCAGGCUCCAUCCAAUGCAUACUACUCAUCACCCCCCAAUUCAGGGGGGGUCUAUCCAUCGCCCCCCGUGUCUGGGGGUUACCAACAACUGUCCCCCCUCUCUAUGGGCAGUGGAAUAUCAAGGAGCCCUACAAUGCCAGAGUUUCGAAACAUACAUUCUACUAACGGCUUUGUAUCCCGCUAUCGACCUCCACCCCCUCUUCCUACCCAGUACAAACCAAUACUCCCGAAUGCACCACUUCCCCUAGCCGCUCGUCUGUCAGAGCUCCUGCCACAAGUCCGUAUGAUCCCAGGCCACACCCCUUCCUCGACUAAUGCCCCACCCCCUAUGACGAUCAUCAUUCAACCACCACCUUCCGUGUCGACCUCUCAGUCCGCUCCUAUAAGACAGCAAUCGAUGCCUAACAGUUUCCCACAUGAUCCUAGCAUGACCAGCUAUGACACACCGCCUCCUCUAAGCCCUGACAAGGCCAGUGCUAAUCAAUACCUGAAUGGAGUCCCCACUCAGAAGAACCUCUCAUCAUCUACCACUGUUCCCUCGAGCUUUGGGCUCUGUCUGCCCAGCUAUACAGAAGCACGAUUGCAGCAGUCCCUGCAACACAAGUUUGCCUCCAUCAAUGUUGGCCGUACUGAAGGAAUGGUUCGAAGUCAUUCUGAGGAGAACUUACAGAAGGUUCAGAAGGAGAAACCUGAAGUGAUACAGCACAACCCAUUCAUGGGCACUCUAGCUAAUGCCAACAGUGUGCCGUGUGUGUAUGUGGACCCCUCUGGCCCAGAGACCUAUUAUAAUGAGCGCAGUGACUCCCCUCCUAUUGAUAGCCCCUCAACGUCAGCUAGCUACGCCUCCUCUCCCCCCUCUGUGAGACCAUACUGGAUAGAGGAGGAGGGCUCUCUCAGAGAGUAUGUCUUCAAUGAAUGGCCGCUGGAGGGUGGGGGAGGAGGUCAAAGGUCAGGCUCUCCACCAGCACAUCAUAGGUCCCUGAGUGAUCUCGGCUCUAUUAUUCCUGACAUUACAGAUUUAAUAUCAAGUAAUCGUUCUCACCAACUCUCCCUGCCCUCUGUUGCCAUGACGGACCUCACUGUGGACGAACAAUUGGACAAGAUGAACAGCCCAUCCGAUUACUAUCACGAUUAUGAGAUGGAGGAAGCCAUGAUGAACUCUCUGCUUAAGAAUGGUGUCCCGAACGUGCAUCCAUUUGACGUGUUCCCGUGUGACCAAGCCGCAGCAUCGCUAGAUGGCUCCCCUUUUCAUCUCAAUUGAUUGUGUGUGCUUGUGUUUUCUUGGGCUAACAGAUUAUAUUUUGUACAGCUGAUUUUUCAAUACUUUUGUAUAGCAAUUUCUAUUAUGGAUAAUGAUUGAUCAAAAGAAAACAAUUGCCAAUUAA